UUCAAAGUGAGGCUGAAUCAGUAAUAUCAACAAUCACCAGUUUUCACGACCCAUUAUAUUUUAUUUUCUGAUAGGAUUGAUAAUGAUACAAACGUAGCGGCAUGAAUGUUUGACUUAGAAAGGGAACCAUUCUUGUGUUUUAGAAUUUAGCUUAGCAUUGUUCACAGUUCAUACUCUAAAAUGUAAAGAAAACCUUAAUUUCUUGUUUUCUAUUAAAAAAAAUAUUUGGUAAAAUCACAGUCGAAUAUGGCUUCAAGUUCUGUAAGUCAAGAAAGUCUGGAUAUUAAUGAUGACUAUGAACUGAACGCAAGAAGAACACGUAUUAGGACCCUAAGAGCACGUGGAGCCCUCCAUCGUGUUGGGGAUCGUGACUCUGAAACAUCUGGUGAUGUGUGUGACAUGAAUGGGGAUGAAGAACCAACAGGAACUACUGCACAAAGUGGCAUUCUAGCUGGAGAUGGAAUUCAUGACUCUCCAACAAGGACAGCUAUGCAACGUGCAAAGGACAAAAGGUCAAGGCCAAACCAUCUUCAGAAGGGAAAACUGAUGAAAGAUAAAAGAAAGCUAAGAGAAAAGCGCCGAAGCACUGGGGUUGUUCACCUGGCAUCUACAGAGAGUACUGGAGAUUCUCUAGAUGAUGAUGAUAAUGAGGAGGAAAAGUUGACGGAGGCAAAACGUAAUACCUCGUAUAAUGAGGUGAUUGAUGCAGACAAUCCACAAACACCUUCAGAGGUUAUGCGUAGAAUACAACAGUUUCAGUCCAUGAACAUAUCUGCUGGUAGUUCUAGUCAUGAUACAAAAUCUACAGCUAAACUUAUGGGACCAAGAGGUUUUGUCUCAAGAAGAAACAAAAGUCCAUCAGACCUUGAAGCAGACUUGGAGGACAACCAGGACUAUGAUAGUGCUGUUAGCCAAUCCGAAUCCAACUUUGUUCUAACUGACCAAUCAGGGAUAAGGAGUAGAGGUCAUGACACGAGAAAACCUUCAUGGACUAGCCAAUCAAAAUUUAGCUCAGAAUCAGUGCAGUCUUUCAAACCAAAUGUGUCUCAGAGAGAUCAGGCCUCACAUACAUUCCAAAAUAAUGUUCAGUCUCAAAGCCGUUUUGAUUACGAGAGACAGCCUGUGUCCUAUUCUAGUCAUGAGUCUAGGUCGCCACGAUCCCCUAAAUCACCAAGGUCCCCGAAAUCGCCAAGGUCUGUUAAUCAAAAUGCUAACUUGACCCGUGACUCUGUGCGGCCAGUUUCCAGUGGUUUAGCUCGAUAUCAAGGCCAGGACAAACACGAAGAGCCUUCAUACAGAUCAAGAUUUAGGGAUCGUGAGUUUGGUGGCGUACGAGGGCCAGUGGGACAACAGUUUGCGGCGUCAUUGAUGAACAAAGAAAACAGAGAUGAUGAUAUCACCAGGAAAAAACUAGAAAAGGAUUUGGAGCGAGAACGUGAUGAGAAUCACAGGUUACAGAAAGUCUUGGAAGAGAAAGAUCGUAGGAUUGCGGAACUUGAACGUCAAGUUGCCAUGUUAAGUAGGGAUUUGGAGGACUGUAAUGAAGACAUGGACAAACUACAGAUAGAAAACAGGGCUCUUAUUCAAGCUGUCGGUCAACUAAGUACCUCUGGUACGCAUGUUUAAUACAGUUAGAUAAACUUCGCUAGCUUUAACAUAUAUUCCUACAAAACUAUAUGUGCUUACAUAGCCUGUAAGAUUCUACAAAACUACACAGUAGUGGAGACAAGACACACAGCUAAGAUUCUGCAAAGAUACGUGUUUGGAGCAGACAUGCAUCCUGAAAUUUCAAAGACUAAACAGGUGGACUAGAUGCAGGUCUUCUUAGCGUCUACAAGAGUAUACAUGCAUUUCAGUUCAUUGUGAGUGAGAUUCACGCAUGUAAUUACUGUAGCCAUGCUUUCUUGUAUAUUUCAAGCAACAGAUCUGAACCCUCUUGCAUGUUAUAUUGACUUUCUUCGAAAAAGAAAAAAUAACUUGCCUGAUUUGACUGUUCAUUUAAGGUUAUUUGACUGUGUCCUUUCUUUUGGCAUGACUAGGUCUUAGCAUGUGGUUAUAAAGCAUAGUUUAGAGACCAGUCUCUAUACAGAAGAAGCUGAUUGGUUAAUUCUGAGCUCUAUCUCAGAAUCGACGAAUGACAAGGCUGCCUUUAUAGACUGGUCUCCAACUUAGUUUUAUAACAAUCAUAUUUGGACCAAAAGAGAGAAUUGCCAGUCUGUAAAAAUAUUUUCUUAUAUUAAUGUUUAAGAAGGAACUUACCUAAUUCAGAUGAACAGUUCUGUUAAAUUCAAAGACAGAUAACAAAUUUCCUUCACCAAAAAUAAAUAAAUUUACCUGCAGAAGGCAUUAGGUAUGUUUAAAUGUUACAUUUUCAUUCCAUAAUGUGCAUUAUAUAAAGUUCUGUGUGAGCUGUGUUAACAUUUGUAGUGUCAUCUUGUCUGAUCUUGUCAAGAAUUACUUCCGUAUUUCCUAGUUGAACGUCUCAAUUAACAGAAUUUAGUCUUAAAGUUUUAUGCUUUGAAUACAAAAAUAUCAGAGGAAUAUUGAAUUAGAAUUACCGGUAAUCAGAAUUUCCCAACUUUCUAACAUAAUAAGAUAUUUUAUUGUUUAGAACCUUGUUACCAAGUUCAUAAUGAGACAGUCAAAUUUCAAGUAACAAGUUUCUUGAUAAAAUAGUCCUUUUUGUAUAUUUUGGAAUCAAGGAUUUAUUCUUGUUUUUCGUACAUACAGCUGUCAUUUUGCAUUGGUUUAUGGGACAUUUAUUGUAGAUUUUACAUUAUCCCCAUUACUUGUUUGGCCUAAAGCAGUACAAUUUCCAUAUUAAUUUUAAGGGCAUUUUUUUUUUUUUCAAAAUCUUGGUAUAAUUGCGAUUUUUGCUAAACAUUGAUUUACCUAAAUGGUAAAUAGAUAUUACGUGAGUUUAUGAGUUUUGCUGGUUUCAUUUAUACCGAGUUGUAAAAGGUACCUAAAAGUUACAGUCAGACCUCUAUAAUUAUGAAGACCAUGUCUGGAAGAGGCAAAACAUGGUCUUUAUUUUUAGAUAGGUCAUAUUUAUAGGUAAAAAUGUUUAACUUGAAGACUUUAAAGGCAUGGGUGUUACUGUAACUUAAGAAAGAUGCUCAAAAUUGUUAAAGGGGGGAAUAAUUUCAAGAAAAAUACCUUCAGAAAUUGAUUUCGAUACUUUUGUUGAUGAAGCAUGAAGGUCAUUUGCAUGAAUUAUGAACUUUUCUGCGAAAUUGACAUAAAUAAUUUUUGUAUAUUUUACUAUUUAGCAGCUUGUUUUUAAAUUUUCUGAACUGAUCAAAACUCUUCGUGAUAUGUUUUACAAGUAUUAUGUGUUUACAAUAAUAGCUCGAUAUUGAAUUUGUUAGUUUUUAAGAGUUUGUGUUACACAUAUAUUAUUGUUAUUCUGAUAUUUGAUUAUUUAUUGACGCAAAUAUUUAGUACACAGUUAUUUAUAAAUGUGUUCAGUUUAGGAUGCCAUAUGUAUUCAAGGUGCAUGUUUCGUGUUGUUUGAUAUUUUGUUGUGCAAAUUAUUCAUUGGAUGUAGUUAUUUUAAUCUGUUUGAGUUAGGCAUUUGAAAUUGUAGAAAAAAAGUAGAGUAGUUUCACAUGAUAUAGUUUUUGCUUCAAAGAGCAAAGGAACGUUAAUAAUGGUGUGGCUAGAUUUAUGUUAAAGUUGCAUUAUGCUAACCUUAGUUUAAAAUAUUUUAUCGAUUAAAUGUUGGCUAAAUGAAUGGAAAGAGUUGCAGUCAAAAUUAAAUGUCAUAUCUAGUAACGUAUUUGUUUAAAAAGACUUCCAGCUUUUUUAGAGGCAUUACAUAUUCAUACUGUAUUUACAGCGUAUAGUAGUUUAAACCUAACACAUGUUUAUAUACACACAGACAAGCUUAUUUAAUGUUCACAUAGAUACUAUGUAGAAAUUGUUCAUAUUUUCAGAUAUGAAAUUUGAGCAUAAUAUAUCUUUAAUAUUUCAAGAGAAAUUGCCAUUGUGAAUACAAAAAAGAAAACAUAAAAAUUCAGUAAGUUCUUGGCAGUGUUCAUAACUAGACAUAAUUGUGUAGCCCAUAAGAUAUUUAGGAAAGGUAAUUUACCUUGUUAGUAACGCAGUAAGAAAAUGGUAUGAAGUAAAAGAACUUAGGACACCCUGUAAAUAAUACAAGCCGAGCAGAUAAUUGUAUGAGCCAUGUCAUGAGAAAACCAACAUAGUGGCUUUGUGACCAGCAUGGAUCCAGACCAGCCUGCUCAUCCAUGCAGUCUGGUCAGGAUCCAUGCUGUUUGCUUUCAAAGCCUAUUGCAAUUAGAGAAACUGGUAGCGAACAGCAUGGAUCCUGACCAGACUGCUUGGAUGCGCAGGCUGGUCUGGAUCCAUACUGUUUGCAAAGCCACUAUGUUGGUUUUCUCAUGGUGCAGCCCGUAUGUAGCGUGGAAGUGUUUAAGAUACUUAUUUGAGCAAAGUUGUCCAACAUAGAUUGUAUUAUUUGUUUUCUUAUAGUUUAGUAGUAUAUAUAUAGAUGUAAUAUUUCAAAGGCUUAUACUAUCCUCAAAUUAUUUUGCUGAUGAUUCAGCUAAAUACUAAAAAAAAAAAGCUGUGCUUCGCAUUUUUUACAAUGUGUUCAGAUUUGUGUAGAUUGGUUUUAGUUUUUAAAGCAGACAUUCUUUGAGCUUUAUUUCACUGUAAAUUUUAAUCUGCACAAUUAAGGGUAAAUUUUCAGCCAAAGGUUUAUGGGACACCACUCCAGAUUCAUGUUAGAUAUUUCGAAAUUUAGAACAAUUGAUGUAAGACUUUAUAUUUAUUAAACAGGGAGAUAAAAUUAUUGAAAUAACAGCUGUUGUUUCAUCUAACUAUGAAAAAUUUAUUUUGUAUAAUUUUUAGCUCACCUGAGCACAAAGUGCUCAGGGUGAGGUAUUGUGAUCGCUCACCGUCCGGCGUCCGUCCAUCCGUCCGUCUGUUGUACGUCCGUCCACACUUUCCUUUAAACAACAUCUCCCCCUUUUGAUGAAACUUCACAAAGAUGUUCCUUGGAUGGUCUUCUUUAAAAAUUGUUCAAAGAAUUGAAUUCCAUGCAGAACUCUGGUUGCCAUGGCAACCGAAAGGAAAAACUUUAAAAAUCUUCUUCUCAAAAACCAGAAGCCCUAGAGCUUAGAUAUUUGGUGUGAAGCAUUGCCUAGUGGACCUCUACCAUAUUUGUUCAAAUCAUGACCCCGGGGUCAAAAUUGACCCCGCCCCAGGGGUCACUUGAUUUUACAUAGGAAAAUCUUAAAAAAUCUUCUUCUCAGAAACCAGAAGCCCUAGAGCUUAGUUAUUUGACAUGUAGCAUUGCUUACUGGACCUCUACUAAAGUUGUUCAAAUCAUGACCCCAGGAUAAAAAUUGACCCCGCCCCAGGGGUCACUGGGGCGGGGUCACUUGAUUUUACAUAGAUUUCUAUAGGAAAAUCUUUAAAAAAAUUAAAAAAUAAACCAGAAGGCCUAGAGCUUAGAUAUUUGAGAUGUAGCAUUGCCUAGUGGACCUCUACAACAUUUGUUCAAAUCAUGACCCUGCCUCAGGGGUCACUUGAUUUUAUACAGGAAAAUCUUCAAAACUUUUCUAAAAAUAAACCAGUAGACCUAGAUCUUAGAUAUUUGACAUGUAGCAUUGCCUAAUAGACUUCUACAAAAAAAUUUCAAAUCAUGACCCCCGGGGUCAAACUGACCCCGUCCCAUGGGGUUACUUGAUUGUACAUAGAAAAAUCUAAAUUUUCUAAAAAUAAACCAGAAUGCCUAGAGCUUAGAUAUUUGACAUGUAGCAUUGCCUAGUGGCCCCAGGGGUUACUUGAUUGUACAUAGGGAAAUCUUCAUGAAUUUGCUAAAAAUAAACCAGAAGGCCUAGAUCUUAAAGCUUUAGCUAAGAAAUUUGUUCAAGCAAGCAACUCUACUCAGGUGAGCGAUAUAGGGCCAUCAUGGCCCUCUUGUUUAUUUAUGGUAAGUUCCCUAGAUUUCUAGAUUGACAUAUAUUAGUUGAUGAUAAAAUAAACAAUUUAUUUAAGAUUUCAUUAAAACAAAGCUUAUAGACAAAUACUGGUAAAACAUUUGAGCCAUGCCAUGAGGAAACCAACAUAGUAGCUUUGCGACCAGCAUGGAUCCAGACCAGCCUGCGCAUCCACGCAGUCUGGUCAGGAUCCGUGCUGUUAGCUAACAGUUUCUCUAAUUGCAACAGGCUUUGAAAGUGAACAGCAUGGAUCCUGACCAGACUGCGCAGAUGCGCAGGUUGGUCUUGAUCCAUGCUGGUCACAAACCCAAUAUGUUGGUUUUCUCAUGGCACGGCUCAUUUUACAAAUUACACUUUCCUAAGAUGCCUUUGCUCUUUUUUCGUAUCAAAGGCUUAGAGAUUUUCAUGUAAACUUUGCACAAAUACUUACGAACACCUUAUUUAGAUGAACUAUGGAAAACAGUUUGUUCAAGGUCUCAUUUUUAAGAAAUGACUUGAGUUCAAUUGUAACGGUCUUGCAUACUUGCCUGUGUAAGGCAAGAUUUUCUCAACUGAAGGAAUGGCAAGGAAUGUAACACAAAGCAUUACCUGUACUGUCAAAAUUGUUGGAGGUAAAAAACGUCCAUCUAAGCAGACCUGUUAGGUCAAUUAUUUUGUCUACCUUCAGCAUCUUCAAAGAUGUAUUAAAUGGAAAGUCUGCAUAUAGUUAACUAUUUCGUAGUAUGACAUCACAGUGCGCUCAUAUAGCCUGUGAUUGGCUAUCCAGACAACCUUGUCUUUCCCCCCUAGGUUUGUAAGAAGUUCCAAUUAUAUCCAUUGGUUUUUAUGUACGACAUUUCAAAUGUGACGCCUAUUCAGCAUCUCAUACACUGCUUAGCAUGUUUGUCAUAAUCAUUCUAAUGUCAUGACAUUGUGUGGGUAAAAUUUUGUAACAUCCAUUGAAAAGACAUGAAAGAAAAUUUGUUUUACAUGUAGCGUCAAGCUAUUUUUCACUCAUUAACACUGAAUUUUACAUCUGUUGUGGCUGUCCCACAUGUGAAAAUAAUAAAAUAAUGCAUAAUUGAUAGAAGAUACUUCCAUCUUAUAUGGAAACAAAACAAAUAUCAUCUAUAAUGUUGCCUUUUGGGUUGCCAGUGCUCACUGCAAUACUGCAUAAUAGAAAGCUUUAACAAUCAGAGUAAUUGUAGAGUGCCAUUUGAUUGGUAGUGUUAUCAUAUUGUCAAAUAUUUUGUUACGAUUUACUGUGAUAUAAUUUAAUUUCAUGGGCACAAACAUUCAUGGUUUUGGCCUAAAUGGCUAUUUUGCAGGAAAUUAAUUCAUGGAUUGCAUUUAAUUUCAUGGGCACAAACAUUCAUCGUUCUGGCCAAAAAUGGCUAUUUUGUGAGAAUUUGAUUCAUGGGUUUCACCUUUUAACGAAAAUGGGUGCGACUUCUCAAACAUAGAAGCCAUGAAUAUUAGUCCCUUUAACCCUUAGCAUGCUAGAUAAAUUGUCGUCUGCUGGAAAUGUCGUCUGCUAAAAUUGUAAAGUUCAUUCAAUUUGCUCCAAAAUAGGAAGAAAUAUUGUCAGAGUAGCAGACAGCUUGGAACCUGAUCAGACGCCGAUUUAAUCGGCGUCUGAUCUCGUUCCAAGCUGUUUGCAAAGGCUGUUAAAUUCGCCUGCAGCAGGCUAAGGGUUAAUAUGAAUAUUAAUGAUUUUACAGCUGAAAAUCGCAAAUAUUUUCAGUCUUUUGUACAGACUGCGUAUCAACUGGAUUAGGUUUUGAAAUAUUUUUUUAUUCUUAACUAUGUUAUUUUGUAUAUUUAUUUUGCAAAUUUGUCUUUUUUUUUUUGUAUUUUUGUUGCUUUUGCUAUGCAGUCCUUUGUUUGACUCUAAACUUGCUUUUUUAGAAUAUUAUGUUACUCCAGGAUGUUGUGAUUUGCUUAUAUUUUAUUUUAUACUGUUGAAGUAGUUGUAUUUACCGAGACGGGGUUUAAUGUUUAGUGUGCGCUCUAGGGUAAAGCAAAGCAGCGUAACCAUUUUCACCAUAUCAUUUCAGAUAAUAAGUUUCUUCAAGGCACUUCAGUGCGUAUUAGGUAUAUAUUUGGAUAGUAAAGACCAUCAUAUUGUACCGUCCAUUCUUUAUCACAUUUUUACCGUCUGUUCUUGCUUAUAAGACACACUCUCUUAUAAGGCGCUACGUUGUUAUAACUAUCACAUAUAACAUUGCUAGGUUGUUAUGGCUACUUGUGUCACAUUAUAAAAUGUUUUUUUGUUGUUUUUUAUAACCGUCUACUGAGUAUGAAAUAUCAUAAUAUUUCUUAGGUUGUACUGGCUAUCACAGUAUUUAGUAUAUGCUUUUAAGAUUAUCAUGCGAUAUUAUAUACCCUGCUGAAACAUAAUUAUUUGAUUGGUCGAGAGCACCGCAUUUGCAGAUAUUUUCAGUUUUCAUGUAUUUACAAUAAACCUAAAAAGUUCAUACAUGUCCUUAUUAGAGCUCGCCUGCUUAGCUCAGUAGGGAGAGCUCAUAUUUACGGAUGUCGUGGUCGUGAGUUGAUCCCUGGGUGAGGCGUAUGUUCGCCAUGAUGAUUUGAUAAAAGGCACUGUGUCUGAAAUCAUUCUUCCUAAAAUUCUGAUUCAUGUGGGUAAGUUGGCAGUUACUUGCUGGGAACAAGUUUGUAAUGGUACAGAUUCCAUAAACACUGGUUAGGUUAACUGCCUGUAAUACUGUUUAAAAGCGGCAUUAAACCCAAAACAAACAAAAAUAUUUCAUUAUUAACUUGAAAAUUUCAUUUAAAUCUAGUUGUCGCAUUAAACUAUUCAAUAAUUGGGAUAUUUUAAACUUUACUUUGGCCAAAGAACAAGUUUUUAUCAAUUAUAUGAUAAUAGCAAAUGUUGAUGCUUACAUAUGUAAAAAGAAUCAUUAUCAUUGCAUUGAGAAAUAUGCACUUAUUCUUGCAUGGAAUGAUAUUGCGCUCCUUAAGUCAUGCAGUAUCUACACCACCAUGUGCAUAUCUCUAUCUAAUUCUGUUUCUAUCAAAUUUUAUAAUUUAUAGAAUCUGAUAUUGUUGGAAACUCAAGUCUCUAAUUGUAUAAGGUAAAGCUUGGUUGUUAUCUCUUUGUUAUUAUACUAGUAAACAGUACUGGAGUCUUAACAACUAUCAAAAAUAUUCAGUGUAAGGUUGAGAUGACUACCGCAUUAUUCUAUGCCAGGUACUUUUUAUCACUAUUGCAAGUUAUUCAAUGCCAUGCUGCUAUGACUUUAACAGUAUUCAGUCUUGUGUUGAUGAAAUGGUAUUACUUUAAGCAGAAUCAGAAACAUCAAAACUGGUGACCACUUCUGCCAUGGAAUGCCAUUACCCAAAUCAAAAUCUCUUUAACCUCUAGCCAGGUGGUGGCAAGUGGUUUUGCCUUUGCGACCAGUGAAGACAAAGAUCAGCCUGCACAUCUGUACAGGCUGAUCAUGGUCUGGACUGUUCACUAUUCAGUCAGUAAAUUUUCAGCGAACACCCCUUUGAUUAAUAAAUGGUAUUGCCCAAAUUGAAUGAUGGACCAGUCCAUUAUAGAAAUUUAGCAGGGUAAAGGUUAAGGUUCUGCACCCAUAAUGACAAUCAGCAUUUUCUGAUCAGUUUGGUAUUUUCAGUGUGCGGUUUCAUCAUAAUUGGGUUGUUGUUGAAAAGCUGUUCUCUGUCUAAAUAUGCCUGAUGGAUCCUGGAAUAGCAUACAAAAAUCGGAAAUGACAGAGAAAUUGCCAGUUGUUAUUAUGGAUCCACUACCUUAAAAAUAGAAUUGAGCCGCGCCAUGAGAAAACCAACAUAGUGGUUUUGCAACCAGCAUGGAUCCAGACCAGCCUGCGCAUCCAUGCAGUCUGGUCAGGAUCCAUGCUGUUUGCUUUCAAAGCUUAUUGUUAUUAGGGAAACUGUUAGCAAACAGCAUGGAUCCUGACGGUCUGGAUCCAUGCUGGUCGCAAAGCCACUAUGUUGGUUUUCUCAUUGUGCAGCUCAUUUAGGUUUACAGGGCAUGUUAUUGUUUUGCUUUGUGAAAUAUAUCUGCUUUUUUGGUAAAGAUAAGCUGAUAAUUAGAGAAGAUUUAAAGGUAAAUACUUGAUGUAUUGAUAUUAUUUUUAAUAUAUGAACUGUUUAUUAUAAGUAUUGCCUAUUUACAUUCCAGUAACAGCUUACAUUGUACAUUGAAUGUACAGUAUUAUUUAUUGUGCCCCCUUCGAAGAAGGGAGGGAUAUAUUGUUUUGCAGAUGUCGGUCGGUCUGUUGGUAUGUAGACCAAUCCGUUUCAGGAUGAUAACUCAAGAACGCUUGUGCCUAGGAUCAUGAAAAUUGAAAGGGAGGUUGGUCAUAACCAGCAGAUGACCCCUAUUGAUUUUGAGAUCAGUAGGUCAAAGGUCAAGGUCACUGACCCGGAACAGUGAAACGGUUUCCGGAUGAUAACUCAAGAACGCUUGGGCCUAGGAUCAUGAAAGUUAAUAGGGAGGUUGAUCAUGACCAGCAGAUGACCCCUAUUGAUUUUGAGUUCAGUAGGUCAAAAGUCAAGGUCACAGUGACCAGGAACAGUGAAACGGUUUUUGGAUAAUAACUUGAGACACUUGGGCCUAGGAUAACGAAACUUGAUAGGGAGGUUGAUCAUGAUCAGCAGAUGACCCGUAUUGAUUUUGAGAUCAGUAGGUCAAAGGUCAAGGUACAGUGACCCGGAACAGUUAAACGGUUUCCGGAUGAUAACUCAAGAACGCUUGGGCCUAGGAUCAUAAAAGUUGAUAGGGAGGUUGGUCAUGACCAGCAGAUGAUCCCUAUUGAUUUUGAGGUCACUAGGCCAAAGGUCAAGGUCACAUUGGCCUUGAACAGUCAAACCAUUUCCAGACGCUUGGGCCUAGGAUCACAAAACUUAAUAGGGAGGUUGAUCAUGACCAGCAAAUGACCCCUAUUGAUUUUGAGGUCAAUAGGUCAGUGGUCAAGGUCACAUUGACCCAGAACAUUAGAACUUUUGUGUCCAGUUACCAGAUAAUUUCUGUCCUUGUGCAAUUACUGAAUGCAUCAAGGGGGGCAUUUGGUGUUCUACGAGCUCUUGUUUUAAUGAAAAUACAAUUUGAAAAGCAGAUACGGGAGGGUUUGUGAUUUCAUACCUGUAUAUUAAUGUGAACAUAUAGGAUUUUAUCUCUUACUUUUGAUACGUAACUGUGAUGUUGAAAUUCAGAACUUGCAAUUUUAAGCAAAUUUAGACACACAUGGUCAUAAAAUUUUUGAAAAGAAAAAAACUACACAAUUUUGCUGCCCUUAGUUGUGUACAUUAGUAAACCACUUGACUGAUUUAUUGGACAAUUAAUUUAUUUAUUACUGAAAGGAUUUACUGCACCUACACAUAUACUAUGAAAUCUCAACUUCUGGUUUAUCUAGAGAUUUUUUGUUCAGCAAUUAUGAAUGUUUCAUUGCUAUGAUGUUAGCAGCAAAUGCCUGUUCAUGCAACCAAAUUUCUCUUGACCAAAUGGCUUAGCUUUAGAGCACCAUUAGCUGUGAUUCUAUUAAGUUUGUAUAUGGCACCUUUUUGCCCCAUUCGUCAUUCUGUUAAACACAAAUUAUUGAUCAUUGCUUUACAUGUUUACAUUAAAGGCAUCAACUUUAAUAAUUUUAUGGUAGUCUGCAAAACUGUAAUUUCAGAUAUUUUCACAAGAACAAAACUUGUGUAAUUUAUAAGCAGUUUGAUAACACAAAGUUUAAUUUCCUCAUAAAGUUUACAUUUCUCCUAUGAACGUUAUUUUUAAUAAAAUCGAGUUUUUUUUUUGUGGAAUUACGAAAAAAAAGCAAGAUUGGCAAAAAUUAUUCCUUCAACAAUAUUUCUGAUUUUUACAGUACCAUUAUUGUAUUGCUUGGUUUUUAGUUUGGUCUGGUCACUUAUAUUACUCCAGGAGAUAUUUAUAUAUUGAUUUUGUUUUGUCUGUCUGUCUGUCAGAAAGGUUUAUCCACACUAUGUUUCAUAAAUUACCUGCGGAAUUGUAGAGAUGUUAAGUACCAUGGCUUGUUUUGCAUAUUGUUUGUUUUAUCGGUUUAAAGUGCAUUUUGGUGAAGUUAUUGCCCCUGAAGAUUAUUAUUGCAUACACCGUAUUUAUUUUCAGAUUUGUAGUCAGUUCUAUUUUUAAAUUAGAAUCCUUUUAAAGGUUUUUUCAAUUUGUAGUCAAUUUUGUUUUUAGAGAGAGUUAAUAGAUUGAUAAUAAUAAUAAUAAUUUCAAAAGCAUUUCUUUUAUAUUACAGCUCUCUUUCUGUUAAGACAUCAUUCUGGUAACAUACAAUAUACAAUUGACAUUCAGGUUCUACCAAAAACAUACUCUUUCCUGAAAAUUUUGUACUGUUCAGAUUUUCCCUUUUUUAGCUUCAAACUGUCUUCUUCCUUCUUCCCACUCUUAAUAUGCCAGUCAUCUUCAACAAAGCAGUAUCCUUUACCCUUCCGUAUAAAAGCGGUGUGGGGAGACAUGUGCUUUUACUAAAAGCAACCUCUAGUUUAGUACUAAGUCUGUUGUUCAUA
Molecule: messenger RNA, 12473 nt
Organism: Mercenaria mercenaria
Lineage: Eukaryota; Metazoa; Mollusca; Bivalvia; Venerida; Veneridae
Product: PRKC apoptosis WT1 regulator protein-like
Exons: 8
Coding region: 247-1626 (459 amino acids)
Biological process (GO): positive regulation of apoptotic process; apoptotic process
Cellular component (GO): cytoplasm
Source: RefSeq, a predicted model, not a curated record